Molecule: messenger RNA, 3087 nt
Organism: Glycine soja
Lineage: Eukaryota; Viridiplantae; Streptophyta; Magnoliopsida; Fabales; Fabaceae
Product: probable copper-transporting ATPase HMA5
Exons: 6
Coding region: 93-3026 (977 amino acids)
Biological process (GO): monoatomic cation transport
Cellular component (GO): membrane
Molecular function (GO): copper ion binding; ATPase-coupled monoatomic cation transmembrane transporter activity; ATP binding
Source: RefSeq, a predicted model, not a curated record
UGCUAUGUUUCACUUGUAUAAAUAGGCUUUUAUGCAAUUAUGUGUGGUAGCUUGUGAUUGUAAAGAAGAAAGUGAUAGAGGAAGCGAGUGAAAUGGGUAAAAAGUUUGAGGGUUGGGAGUGUAGUUUGCAGUGCAGUGGGAACCUUUCGCCUCAGGCACACUAUCCGAUGAGGAGGUUGGAAGAAGAAGGAAGAGAUUCAGAGGGCAAGAAAGUGGUUUUGAGCGUUAUGGGAAUGAGUUGCGCUGCUUGUGCCGGAUCCAUUGAGAAAGCCAUCAAACGCUUACCUGGGAUUCGAGAGGCCGUUGUUGAUGUCUUGAACCAUAAAGCUCAGGUUCUUUACUACCCACAAAUGCUUCACGAGCAGAGGAUACGUGAGGCCAUAGAAGAUGCCGGAUUUGAGGCCAAAGUCAUGGAAGAGGACUCGAAAGACACCUCCACUCAAAUAUGCCGAAUACACGUACGAGGCAUGACUUGCACUUCUUGCUCCUCCACCAUUGAAUCUGCUCUGCAAUCCCUUCAUGGGGUGCAUAAGGCACGAGUGGCCUUAACAACUGAAGAAGCUGAAGUCUGCUACGACCCUAAGAUUGUCACCCACAACCACUUCAUGAGUGCCAUUGAAGAAACCGGGUUUGAAGCCGUACUAAUAAGCACAGGGGAACACAUAACCAAGAUUGAACUUCAAAUUGAUGGCAUUAAAAAUGAGCAAUCCCUGAAUGUCAUUGAACGCUCUCUCCAUGAACUUCCAGGUGUUGAAACCAUAGACAUAUAUCCAGACAUCAACAAAAUUUCCAUCACUUAUAAGCCGUACAUGACAGGACCAAGAACCUUCAUAGAAGUCAUAGAAUCCACAGGCUCUGGGUGUUUUAAAGCGAUUAUAUUCCCAAAUGAUGGAGGAAGAGAAGCACAAAGACAGGAGGAAAUUAAUCGGUUCUUCAAGUUAUUCAUAUGGAGUUUGGCUUUCACCAUUCCUGUUUUCUUGACAUCCAUGGUUCUCAUGUAUAUACCUGGAGUUAAACGUGUUUUGGAUAUCAAAGUUGUCAAUAUGUUGAAUAUUGGACUUCUCUUGAGGUGUGAAUUUGCUACCCCGGUGCAGUUCAUCAUAGGGAGAAGGUUCUAUGUUGGGGCAUAUAAAGCGUUGCGCAAAGGUUCUGCCAACAUGGAUGUGUUGAUAGCCUUAGGGACCAAUGCAGCAUAUUUCUAUUCUCUUUAUGUUGUGGAAAGAGCUGCUUCCUCACGGCAUUUCAAAGGCAGCGAUUUCUUUGAGACUAGCUCUAUGCUUAUUUCAUUUAUUCUAUUAGGGAAGUAUUUGGAAGUGUUGGCAAAGGGGAAGACAUCUCAGGCCAUUGCAAAGCUGAUGAACUUGACACCCGAGACAGCAACCUUAUUAACACAAGAUGAUGAGGGAAAUGUGGUUAGUGAAAGACAAAUUGAUAGCCGGUUGAUACAAAAGGAGGAUGUGAUCAAGGUUGUUCCUGGUGCAAAAGUAGCAUCGGAUGGUUUUGUCAUAUGGGGACAAAGUCAUGUAAAUGAGAGCAUGAUAACUGGAGAGGCAAAGCCUGUGGCGAAGAGGAAGGGUGAUAUGGUUAUUGGAGGCACUCUGAAUGAGAAUGGGGUUUUGCACGUUAAGGUGACAAGGGUUGGAUCAGAGAGUGCUCUCUCGCAGAUUGUUCGACUUGUUGAGUCUGCCCAAAUGGCUAAAGCUCCUGUCCAAAAAAUUGCUGAUCAUAUUUCUAAAUAUUUUGUUCCUAUGGUCAUUGCGCUUUCUCUUUCAACAUGGCUUUCCUGGUUUCUGGCUGGAAAGUUCCAUGCAUACCCAAAAUCUUGGAUACCAUCUUCCACAAACAGCUUUGAGCUUGCACUUCAGUUUGGGAUUUCAGUCAUGGUCAUUGCCUGCCCUUGUGCUCUAGGCCUAGCCACUCCUACGGCUGUUAUGGUCGGUACUGGAGUUGGUGCAACACAAGGUGUGUUGAUCAAAGGGGGGCAAGCAUUAGAAAAUGCACACAAGGUGAAUUGCAUUGUGUUUGAUAAGACAGGGACCCUCACAGUUGGGAAGCCAGUGGUUGUUACUACAAAACUCUUAAAAAAGACGUCACUUAGUAAUUUCUAUGAAUUUGCUGCUGCAGCAGAGGUGAACAGCGAACAUCCAAUAGCCAAGGCCAUUGUUGAGCACGCCAAAAAGAUUAUAGAAGAAGAACAAAAUCAUCCCUGGCCAGAAGCACGCGACUUUGCUUCUGUUUCAGGCCACGGAGUGAAGGCCAUUGUUCUAAACAAGGAAAUAAUGGUUGGGAAUAAAAAGAUGAUGUUGGAUCAUAACAUAGCCAUUUCAGCAGAAGCUGAAGAAACACUAGCAGAAGCUGAAAGCUUGGCUCAAACCGGGAUUCUAGUAUCCUUGGAUGGAGAAGUUGCUGGAGUUUUGGCUGUAUCUGAUCCACUAAAACCUGGUGCCAAAGAAGUUAUUUCCAUUCUUAAUUUGAUGAAGAUCAAGAGCAUCAUGGUGACAGGUGAUAACUGGGGAACUGCCAACUCCAUAGCAAGACAAGCUGGCAUUGAAACUGUCAUGGCAGAGGCUCUACCUGAGACUAAAGCGACCAAAAUAAAAGAAUUGAAGAGUUCUGGGUACACGGUGGCAAUGGUGGGAGAUGGAAUAAACGAUUCACCAGCACUAGUGGCUGCUGAUGUAGGAAUGGCAAUUGGUGCUGGCACAGACAUAGCUAUAGAGGCAGCUGACAUUGUUCUGAUGAAGAGCAACUUGGAGGAUACAAUAAUUGCCAUUGAUCUUGCAAAAAAAACUUUCUCUCGUAUACGUCUCAAUUACAUUUGGGCUUUGGGUUACAAUUUGCUAGCCAUCCCAAUUGCCGCGGGUGUCCUUUACUCCUCCACUAGAUUCCGAUUACCACCAUGGAUUGCUGGGGCUGCAAUGGCUGCCUCUUCUCUCAGUGUUGUCUGCUCAUCCCUCUUGUUAAAAAAUUACAGGAGACCCAGCCUGCUAAACAACUUGGACAUGAAUGCUAUCAAGAUUGAAUAAUCCAACUCACAAUUGUAAAUUUCUACAUUUUAUUUUAGAGUUAAUUAUGUUUUUAAGUCUC